Messenger RNA from Amaranthus tricolor (Joseph's coat), 2109 nucleotides. RefSeq lists its product as uncharacterized. The record is from RefSeq and is a predicted model, not a curated record. Bases 1 to 2109 code for a protein of 702 amino acids. The transcript is spliced from 8 exons. Lineage: Eukaryota; Viridiplantae; Streptophyta; Magnoliopsida; Caryophyllales; Amaranthaceae.
AUGAGGCAGGUUAAUGUCACCUGGGUUACUCUAAUCCCGAAAUCUGAGAAUCCGAUGACCAUUGAAGACUAUAGACCAAUAAGCAUGGUGGGUGCCCUCUAUAAAAUCAUUACCAAAAUUCUCUCCUUGCGCCUCAGAGAAGUGAUUGCCCCUCUGAUAGAUGAAUCUCAAAGUGCUUUCGUCAUGAACAGACAGAUUCUUGAUGGUGUUUUGAUCGCAAUUAACUGGAACUUUUUGCAGCUUGUCAUGGAAAAACUAGGGUUUGGUAGAACUUGGAUAAGAUGGAUUAUGAACUGCGACACUUCUGCAUCCAUGUCAAUCCUACUUAAUGGGACACCAUUGAAGUCGUUUAAGAUGGAGAGAGAAGCUAUACAGGUUGGAAAAGAUCAGGUAUGCCUUAAACACCUUCAAUUUGCUGAUGAUAUGCUUAUCUUUGCUCCAAAAAAUAUGUUGUGCAUUAAUAAUUAUUUAAGAAUACUAGACGUCUUUGCUAUGAUGUCUGGGUUGAGCCUCAAUUACAGUAAAUCGUGUUUUAUAUCGUGGAGUUCAAGGGAUCAGCAAUGGGCUAGAGAGGUUGCCAGCUCUAUGGGGUGCCGCCAUUCAUCAUGCCCCGUCACAUAUCUUGGCUUUCCCCUGGGGGAUAAUAUGAACAAACGCUCUGCAUGGAAGCCAGUGAUAGAUAAAAUACAAUGCAGGCUAGCUACAUGGAAAGCUAAGAUCCUAUCUAGAGCGGGUCGUCUUACACUCAUAAAAAGUGUCCUCAACUCUCUUCCUGUCUAUUACAUGAGUAUGUUCAAAAUGCCGAAAGCCAUUGCCUCAAAAAUCGUAUCCAUACAGAGAAGCUUCUUCUGGGGAGGUCUAUCAGAAAACAGGAAGGGGUGCAAUAGAGUCAAAUGGACAGAUAUCCAACUUCCAAAGCAAAUGGGCGGUCUUGGAGUAGGUAACAUAAUGCAUAAAAAUCUGAUGCUAUUAUUUAAGUGGUGGUGGCGCUUCUCUGAUUCAAACAACGCUAUGUGGAAGAAAAUCCUAAAAUCUGUUCAUGAAAUCAAGGGACUAAAAGCGUCGUCUGAAGCUUUCACCAAAGUCAGAGAAGGCGCAUGGGCCCUUUUGCUGAGUAAUGAUGCUGACACAGCCAGGAUUAGAUCCGUCAUUGAGGAAGGCAUGAUUGUAAAGCUUGGAAACGGCAGUUCAACCCAAUUUUGGCAUGAUACAUGGUGUGAAGCCGGACCGUUGAAGAGGAUUUUCCCACGUUUGUUCUCAAUAUCCAUGCAGAAAACCUCUUUCAUAAGUCAGAUGGGAGUAUGGCAAGAAGAUAUAUGGUCCUGGCAAUUUCGAUGGCGACGUACGUUAUAUGAUUGGGAAGAUGACGAAGUGUUAAGGCUGAGAAGCCAAAUUGAACAUAAAAGGCCGAUCAGAGAGGUGGAGGAUGGAGUAUUAUGGAGACACUCUGGCAACUCAUGCGAUCCGAUAAAGAGUAUUACUCAACGAAUGAAUGAAGAGUUUGCCUCCACUUUGCCCAAGCCAGUACUGAUAUUCCUCGGCAAGCUUAGUACUGGAGAUUUUCUUGUGGAUAAGGGAAUCAUAGAGCCUCAUCGCGCACUAUGUCCUUUUUGCAAUCAACAAACAGAGUCAAAUUCCCAUGUCCUCUUCACAUGUGGUUUCUCAUGGCGUGUUUGGAUGCAUAUGCUUGAAUGGUGGGGCCUCUCAGACUUUGAAAUCAUCUCUGUUUUUAUUCAAUCUACCCCUGGUAUGUUAUUAAGCCCUGGUUCUACUUCUUAUCCAACUCUUGUAAAAGUUUUCUAUUCAAACUUAUCUUUUAUUAUGGUUGAUGGAGAACAAGCUUUAAGAAGUUUUGUAAAAGAGGAAGUGGAUUGUUCUGGUCCUAUUUCGUUGUCUAAUGAAAUCCUUCCGCCUCUUGUGGAAGAAGAGGUCGUUGAUGGUGAUGCUGUUGUACCUAAAGAGGCUGAGGCUAAGGAGAAGGAAGAAGACGCUGAGAAGAAGGGAGAUGAUGAUCAAGAAGUUGCUGUUGAGGGUCAAACUAUUGAUGUUAAUAGUGCUGAGACUACUCCAAUCCAAACAAUUAAUCCAACUGAUGAUGAAAUGUUCUGA